Ziziphus jujuba (common jujube) is the source of this 584-nucleotide messenger RNA. Its product is annotated as dirigent protein 22-like. NCBI's taxonomy places the organism in Eukaryota, Viridiplantae, Streptophyta, Magnoliopsida, Rosales, Rhamnaceae. The transcript has a single exon. Bases 51 to 578 code for a protein of 175 amino acids. The record is from RefSeq and is a predicted model, not a curated record.
AGAAAUAAUAAUAAUAACAAUAAUAAUAGUUAGCAAUAUCAGCCAUAGGUAUGCCGAGAAAAUUUCUUCUUCUUCUUCUAGUAGUUCUUCUAGCAUGUUCUAUCGCAGAUUCCCGAAAACCCAAACACACCCAUAUCCAAUUCUACAUGCAUGAUAUCGUAAGCGGACCAAACGCCACAGCCAUCCCAGUUGCCAGGAGGUUAUCAAACUACACAGGUUCCGACCCAAUUGCCACCAUGUUUGGGACGGUUUCAGUUAUUGAUAACCCACUAACAACGACACCGGACCUGAACUCUACGCUGAUCGGACGGGCCCAAGGUAUAUACGCCACGGCUUCACAGCACGUUGAGUACAGCCUUCUCAUGACACUGACGGUUGGCUUCACGAGUGGACCAUACAACGGCAGCACGUUGAGUGUGGUGGGUCGGAACCCUGUGAUGAGUGAAGUGAGGGAGAUGCCGAUCGUUGGAGGAACUGGGUUUUUCAGGCUUGCUCAUGGAUAUUGCUUUGCAAGAACAUAUUCUAUGGAUCAAAUGGACGCAGUGAUUGGAUAUAAUGUUACUGUUGUUCAAUACUAGAGGAAA